Molecule: messenger RNA, 4174 nt
Organism: Leucoraja erinaceus (little skate)
Lineage: Eukaryota; Metazoa; Chordata; Chondrichthyes; Rajiformes; Rajidae
Gene: n4bp3
Product: NEDD4 binding protein 3
Exons: 6
Coding region: 1164-2918 (584 amino acids)
Cellular component (GO): cytoplasmic vesicle
Source: RefSeq, a predicted model, not a curated record
AGAGACAGAAGAGAUUGCAGAUGCUGCAACUUUGAGUUCCAACGGUCCAGGCGGCAUCUGUGGAGGGAAAUGGACAGAAUACGUUUCGGACUGGACACUGUUUCAGUGUGAAAGUCUGUGUGAAUGAGUCUGUGUGUACCCGCGAUGCCGGAAUGUUGUAGGGUCAUGGAACAUUGAGUGGAACUAGGGAUCAGUAUGAAGAAGGUCCCGACGCGAACCAACACCUGUACAUUCUGACUCCAGAUGUUGCCUGAUUCGCUGGGUUCCUCCAGCACCUUGUGUUUUCAUUGAGUGGGAGUAAGCACCUUGUCCCUUUAAAAAUCCAUAUUUGUAUAUAUUAUAACUGCAUCCACAACUUUUGUAGCCGAGCCUUACUCAAUGUUAUUGGACAAGCUGCAUGUCCCAUCUUGCGGACUGAAUAUCAUUGUCGCGUCUGAUUACGGGUCGACAUCUAUUAACGAUCAACUUGUCGAUUUACAACCAGUGGAGUUCAAAGUCCUUUUUUUUUUGUUGCCGAAGGAUCCAACCCCGUACUGCCUGAAUUAUCCAGUCCCUCUUUUGCGGCUGCCCGUUCCACUGACUUUGCCACUGCAUCGAGUAAAGUCAGAUUAGCGCUGGCUGCACUCUCGCAGCGUGUCAGUGGGAGAGGCGGAUGACCUGAAACCUCUUUCAGUGACUGCACCGAGUCUUGAGCGGGAGAGGAAAAAGUGCCGUCCUCCUGAGCACAUCCAGUGGAAAAGAGGGCAGAAUGGAGUGAAAACCAUCUGAGUGAGCCCACCGGUUAACCCAAUGAAUCCAAGCUAAACUGGAACAGAAAGGAGCGAACCCUACACGAGCCCAGAUCUGGACACCUGACAGCCUCCAGGAUACGCACCCAUGACACCACUUCCGCCGGAUCUAGCAGUUCCCCGGAUGACACCUAGUUCAACCGCAUCACCGGCCAUCCACAGAAUGGGCCACCGAUGCUGCUGGCCCUCACUGCGUCUCUGGGAUUCUAAGAGCCUUGAUAAGAUUCCCCACAGUUACGUACCUUGACACUGUACAGUGUUGCCAUCAAGCCAUGUUCUUGGAGUCGUGAAUGCCCAUGGCUGCGGUCAACACUCUGCCUAUCUAGUGAUUCCAACAACCUGUAUCCUUGUUUUCCCGUCAACAGCAAAUGCAAAAUGGGAAGCGUUGGUAGUCUGAUGGCUGAAAAGCAUGACCUCCCAUGUGAUAAUGUGAAAAGUCGCCGAAAUCGCAAUGCGUGCAAUCUCAGGCAGCCGGACGGGCUGUUUAAAAAGGGAUUAUCCCAAAGGGAGCUGUUGAACUAUCUGAACAACACCAAAAAAGGAGCAAAGGCAGAGAAAAGGGUCGCAUCUGGGAGCUCUUCCAUGGAACGCUGCCGGAAAGAUGGACAGUUUGAGAUUUAUGGAAAGGAAAUUGAUCUUACAAAGAAUUCACUUCCUGUUGGAGGGAAAUUUGAAAAGUCACGAUUCCGACCCUCUGCAUUUAAACCAGUGGUGCCAAAGAAUUUCAGUUCAAUGCAGAAUCUUUAUCCACAACAGUCGAAGGAGAUGAGUGACAGCACAGCCAGCCUCAAUGACUUCAGCAAGACGGACCACUCACCACUGAGGAAUGGCGCUGAAAAGCAGGAUUAUUUCAGGACAGCCAGUCAAGAAGAAGGCCUGUCUGACUCUGGGCGGAACUCCAUGACCAGUCUCCCACCCUGUGGAACAGGGCUGAAGCACCAUGUAGGGCAAAUAAGCUCCUCCAUGGGCCAAAUCAACCACAUUGGCUCAAAUUGCAUUGAUGGGGGAUCCAAGGAAAUUUCAAGCUCUGACAGUGGCCGCUUCUCGUACAAGAGUAUGGCGGUCCUGAGAGGGCUGAACACCCAGGGCAACAUGUCCCCCUCCUGCGAGCUUUCGCGAUCGAUGGAAGACGUCGUCAGAGAACUGGAAGACCGACUUCACGAGAGGGAAGUGGAGCUGAAGCAUGUGAGAAGGAAUCUGAAUGAGAGCGAGGACGCCAUUGCGCAGGUGUUUGAGGAUAAACAAAGGCUGUGGGAGAAGGAGAUGGAAGAGCUCAAGCGGAUCUAUGCCAGCAAGCUGCGCCAGGUGACCCAGCAAGCCCAGCACACCCAGCGCACUCUACAGCUGCAGGUCUUCAAGAUGCAGCAGGAGAAGAGGAAGCUGCAGGAGGAUUUUGACAAGUUGUUGCUGGAAUGUGAGCAGCUCAAAAGCUGCUGUACAUCUUACCGACAGGAGCAAGACGACUUAACCCCAAGGCUAGAGGAAACCAAAUGGGAGGUCUGUCAGAAGGCCGGUGAGAUUGCUCUGCUGAAGCAGCAGCUGCGAGACUCUCAGGCAGAGGUGGCAGAGAAACUCGGUGAGCUGUUCAACCUCAAAGCUCUGCUCCAAGAGGUCCAAGUGGAGCUCUGUACCAAAGAUGAACAGGUUUUGCUGUUGAAGAACUCAGUUCAGGAGCGACCAAAGCAAUUAGCUAAGAAUACAGAUUCCCUGCAACAGCAGGAUCCCACCUCAUUCCAAGAUGCCUCCCAGAGGAGAGUUGAUGCCCCUGAAGAGAUGAAGGGCUUGUUCAGUCGGGAGACCGAUGAUCUGAAGUCCAGAGGCUUUCACGAAGACAUCACCCAGGGUCUAGUCCUCCAGGUUGAAAGGCUGAAAGCUGAACUGCUAUUGGAACGGAGGCAGAGUGAAGCUCAAGCUGCCAGUUUUGAAGUUGAGAGGAAUAUCUGGCAAGAUGAAAAGGAAAAAGUCAUCCAGUAUCAGAAACAACUGCAGUCUAACUACCUAGAGAUGUACCAAAGAAACCAGGCCCUUGAACAAGAAGUCGAAGAGAUCGCAGCCAAAGCAGAAUUAACAGAAACUGAUGCUAAACAGAACCUACCAUGGAUUGAGAGAAUUGAAUCCUCUGAGAUAUGACAGGCAAUGAAAUGUAUUUCUAGGUCUAGGACACUAACUCUUUAAAAAAAACAUAUUAUGUGUUUCCUCAAGAUGAGCAGACAUUUUAGAAAGCACGAUGGCAGACUAUUACAUCGGGAGGAUGUUACUGACUUCCAUCUAUAAAUGGAAAUGAUGUAACACAAGGAAACUUCAAAAAAUGUCAAGAAUGGAAGGUGGUAGCAGGUGUGCGAAGGGAACCAAGAACACUUGGUUCUAUAUGAUAAAAAUCUGUGAGGUGAUUGACUUUUUCCCAUGCUUGAAAAAUGGUGCAAAUUUCUGUACACUUGCAAAUCUGACUUAAACAAUCCAUGUUUAUGUCUAAAAAAGGCUUCAAAAUGUGAAAUAAUCCAAGGAUGUUAUAUAUAAUAUAUAUAAAAGUAUAUAUGUUAGAAUUGCUGCACAGAAUGGCACAGUGCAAUUCCUCGAGUACCUCUCUGAGUUAGGGUUUACUUUAAAUUUCACAUUCCACAGAUUAAUCCUUGCAGAGUUGCUAGAACAGCACAGGAAACAGGCCCAUUGGCCGAUAAUGUCCAUGACAAUUUUUCUGAUCCAAAAAACAUUUUAAUGCUGCUAUCGUAUCUGUCUCCAUCACCACACCUGCUUGUAUGUUCUAGGCACCCACUGCUCUCUGUAAAAAAAGGAAUUAACAUGUUUUUAAAUGUUGCCCCUCUCAUCUUAAAGCAAGCACUCUAGUCUUUGACAUUUCCACCUCGGGGGGGGGGGAAGCUUCAGAUUCUCAAUCCCAUCUAUGCCUUUCUUAAAUUUACGUACAUCUAUCAUGUCUCCCCUUAGCCUCUUACGUUCCAUAGAACACAAACCAAAUUUCUCCAACCUAAGAGCCUUAACCCUUUAAUCAUUCUGGUAAACUGGCACCUUCUCCAUAGCCUCCACACCUUUCCUGUAGUGGGGCAUCCAAAUUAUACACAAAACUCCAAAUGUGGCUAAAUCAAAGUCCCAUGAAGGUGCAACAUGACUUCCUGACAUUUCCACCAGCAUACCAUGUGCCUUCAUUACCACUCCUACUCGUGUUGCCAUUUUAAAGGGACCCAUUGCUUUGGACCCAGAGAUCACUCUGUACAUCAAUGCCAUCUUCUGCCAUUCUUCUUCUUUCGUGUCCAUCUUCCAUGUUUCAAAUGUUGACAUCGCUGUCAUCGUCCAUCCUGAAAAGGACGCAACAAGUGAUGGCUCCCACUGAUGUCCUGCAAUUAACUGUAUACUUUCUCUUUAGACUUUAG